AUGAGUCCUGGACUUUCGCGAUCCGAGGAGAAGGUGAAGGGUUCGAUCGACGGCAGCGUGGAUCACAGUUUGGAGCGAGGAACUGAAGGAGAAACUCCACCACCGCUGAGAAAUUACAUCUUCCUGACCAUUUUCACGUGUUUCUGUCCCGCGUGGCCCAUUAACAUCGUAGCGCUUGUGUUCUCUGUGAUGGCUCAGAGCAGCUACGAUAACGAGGAUUAUGACGGAGCUCAGCGUUUAGGGAGAAAGGCUCUGCACAUGGGCAUCACUUCAUUCAUCAUAGGUGUCAUCAUAAUUAUGAUCUUCUGCAUUGUACACUUCACUACGCACACCAUCUGAGCAUGCAGAGGAAGCUGAGCUGGAACAGUCACAGCGUGAGGUUCAUCGUGACCUCUGAUGGACUCGCAGGACAAAGCG
This is a messenger RNA of Neoarius graeffei (lesser salmon catfish), 417 nucleotides long. Its product is annotated as transmembrane protein 233. The record is from RefSeq and is a predicted model, not a curated record. Gene Ontology annotation, cellular component: membrane. Bases 1 to 339 code for a protein of 112 amino acids. Lineage: Eukaryota; Metazoa; Chordata; Actinopteri; Siluriformes; Ariidae. The transcript is spliced from 3 exons.